This is a messenger RNA of Populus trichocarpa (black cottonwood), 933 nucleotides long. RefSeq names its product putative disease resistance protein RGA3. The record is from RefSeq and is a predicted model, not a curated record. The coding region runs from base 1 to 933 and encodes 310 amino acids. The transcript has 2 exons. Gene Ontology annotation, molecular function: ADP binding. Lineage: Eukaryota; Viridiplantae; Streptophyta; Magnoliopsida; Malpighiales; Salicaceae.
AUGGAAGGAGCUUUUGCAUCCACCAUUGCACAAUCCCUUCUAGUGAAGUUAGGCUCUUUUGCUGGUCAAGAAUUUUGUUUGGCAUGGGGACUUGAAGCUGACAUUGCUCGUCUUGAAAAGAGAUUGUCAGCCAUCGCUGCAGUGCUGUCCGAUGCUGAGCAGAAACAAUCAAAGAAUAACAAAAUUCGGUUCUGGCUCAACGAUCUCAGAGAAGUCUUGUAUGAUGCCGAGGACGUGCUGGACGAAAUCGAGUGCGAAACUUUGAGAAGGCAGGUGGUGAAAACAACAGGGAGCACCAGCAGAAAGGUACGACGCUUCUUUUCAAGCUCUAAUAAGAUUGCAUUCCGUUUAAGAAUGGGUCACAAGAUAAAGAGCAUCAUAGAAAGACUAGCUACGAUUUCAGCUCUUAAGUCUGAGUUCAACCUCAGCGAGCAGCCUAUUGAUUGUGGUCAUGUCUUGCAUGAGGAAACAGAGAUGAACCGAUCCUUUGAGAGCUUUUCCGGUCUUAUCGGAAGAGACAAAGACAAAGAACGCAUCAUCAACCUUUUAGCAGCACCUUCUAAGGUUGCUGAUGCACAUCCCGUUGUCCUUCCGAUAGUCGGAAUGGGAGGCUUGGGGAAGACAUCUCUUGCCAAAUCGGUGUGUGAUGAUGAAAAUGUAAAAAGUCAUUUUGAUCUGAAGAUGGAGGCAUGUGUUUCAGAUGAUUUUUCCUUGAAACAAGUGGUACAAAAAAUUAUUAGAUCUGCAACUGGGGAAAGAUGUGCGGAUUUGGAUGAGGGUGAACUUAAUAAAAAACUUGAAGAAAUUUUGAAUGGUAGGAAAUACCUGCUUCUUAUGGAUGAUGUUUGGAAUGAAGAUGCUGAAAAAUGGUUGUUGUUGAAGCCUUUGUUAUCAAAAGGUGCUGAUGGAAGUAAGAUUAUAUUUUCUUGGUAA